This is a messenger RNA of Colletotrichum karsti, 492 nucleotides long. RefSeq lists its product as uncharacterized. The record is from RefSeq and is a predicted model, not a curated record. Gene Ontology annotation, molecular function: serine-type endopeptidase activity. The transcript has 2 exons. Gene Ontology annotation, cellular component: membrane; mitochondrial inner membrane peptidase complex. The coding region runs from base 1 to 492 and encodes 163 amino acids. NCBI's taxonomy places the organism in Eukaryota, Fungi, Ascomycota, Sordariomycetes, Glomerellales, Glomerellaceae.
AUGCGUCUCUGUCUCCUCGUAGCGAAAUCAGCAGCCGCCGCGCACGUUGUCAUGACUUACGGGUUCCAUGCUGGCCCGGCCGCAGGCGCUUCGAUGCUGCCCACCUUCGACAUCGCCGGAGACUGGAUCCUCAUCGACAAACGCUUUCGAUUAGGGCGCAACAUCGUCGUCGGCGACCUUGUCAACUAUCGCAUUCCCAUCUUCAGGCACAGCGAGGGCGUCAAGCGCGUGAUAGGCAUGCCGGGAGAUUAUGUCCUCAUGCAAAGCCCGGAUAGUGACUCACAGAGAAUGAUCCAGGUGCCCCAAGGCCAUUGUUGGCUGGCCGGUGACAAUCUAGAAGCGUCCAGAGACUCGCGGCAAUUCGGCCCUGUGCCCUUGGCUCUCAUCCACGGCAAGGUAAUAGCCAGGCUGUUGCCAUGGUCCAACCGGCAAAUAUUUGAGAACGGACUUGUCGAGCCUGAAGUGAUCCCGCAAAGUGAAAGACGACGAUAG